Saccostrea echinata is the source of this 837-nucleotide messenger RNA. RefSeq lists its product as uncharacterized. NCBI's taxonomy places the organism in Eukaryota, Metazoa, Mollusca, Bivalvia, Ostreida, Ostreidae. Bases 121 to 516 code for a protein of 131 amino acids. The transcript has 2 exons. The record is from RefSeq and is a predicted model, not a curated record.
AUAUAUAAAAGUCUACUGCACAGCGAGUUCAGACAAUUGUCAACAUACAUUAAUUAACGUUAAUCAGCGGUACGAUUUCCAUUAAAAGACAUUUCUAUUUUGUGCGGGGAUAAUUAUAACAUGGCGUACUACAAAAUAACAUGCAUCGUCCUUGUGGUCAUUUUCACCUUUUCUCAAACAGGUAAAACCUCACCACUUCGAAGAAUAAGGAGCGAUUAUAUAUCACCUAUGCAAAAUUUCUUGUUGAUGACCGAUAAAUACAGAGUUCAUAACACAGAAGUUAAAUCAGCCGAUAACUCGACAACGGACCAGACAGGAAACCCCGAAAUACCUGUUUCCGGAAAUAUUACUCUCCAAAGUCUCGAGGCGAACAACACGAAAAGUGAUGACAUCACAAAUACCCAAGCAAAAAGUAGUUCCACAACAGCGCCAUCUGCAGGUCUCUCUACAACUAUCAAUGCAAACCAGAGUUCUACUAAUCUGAAAACAGAUCAACUGUCUGGAGUUACGUCGUGAUUUGUAGAGCAAAUUUACAAAAUUAAUUAGAGUAUGGGGAAAUCUAAAGAAUUCCGGAAUACAAAGCACCCAAGUAUCCUUUGAAUUCUACUCCGGUACCAGUAUAGGAGCAAAGGGGAAUGGUGUCAUGUUAAAUUCCAAACUGAAGAACACGAAAUCCAUACAUCAUUGUAUUUAUCAUUUACCCUCAUUAGCUAUGUUUGCUGGCGAACAAUAACUAAUGAUUGAUGUCAAGUUUGACAAUGCAGCUUUUCUUUAUUCUUUUUUUUAUCAUACAUUUAUAUUCAUACGAUUUCAUCAUUAAAUUAUUUAUUUCUUUUU